Molecule: messenger RNA, 1726 nt
Organism: Anoplophora glabripennis (Asian longhorned beetle)
Lineage: Eukaryota; Metazoa; Arthropoda; Insecta; Coleoptera; Cerambycidae
Product: transcription factor GATA-4
Exons: 9
Coding region: 46-1650 (534 amino acids)
Biological process (GO): positive regulation of transcription by RNA polymerase II; cell fate commitment; negative regulation of transcription by RNA polymerase II
Molecular function (GO): zinc ion binding; RNA polymerase II cis-regulatory region sequence-specific DNA binding; DNA-binding transcription factor activity, RNA polymerase II-specific
Source: RefSeq, a predicted model, not a curated record
AAAGUUACUAGUUACGAACAGUUGAUAGUGCUUGAUAAGGACGAUAUGACAACAAAAGCAGAUUAUCAACGAACAUACGAUUCAUAUGGAGAGGAACCACAGCCACAGUAUAGUCCCGCCUCUCAAAAUGAAGGGGCAGAACCAUCGCCCCACUCGAGGGCUGCCACGCCCCUGGAAUGCUUAACGUACACCACUCCUGAGACUGACCAAGAUAGCUACCCAGCCCUUAUUAGAGAUGGAAGGUUCAUCCAUAAUUUUAUGGAAGAGGUUCCUUUGGAGGAAGCACCGGGCGCAGAAUAUCUACAGUUAGGACCAACAGGUAUUUCAAAUGGAUCACCUCAAGGUAGUGGGACACCAAGUCCUGGAUCUCCAAAUAGAGUGUACAAUCUGCAUACGAUACAAGCAGGGGAUAGUCACCACUCUACGAUAGAAGGAUCGCAACUCACACAACUUACUACUCACAUAAGCUAUACAGGAGUGGGGUUAAAUUCUCCCACAGGUGCCAGUAUUACUAGUCCAUUAUAUUCGAGAGGACCUGGCACCUAUACGACAGGAGCGAUGCCGUAUUAUAAUAGUGGAUCUCCUGAAUUGACAACACAAUCAUCACAACUAUGGACAAAUUCAGGUGUAAAUACAACAGGUACCAUCGCUCUCACGGAAGAUUACACAAAAGUGACGUCUUCAUCGACCGGAAGCACAUUGCCAGCCUUCAACAGAUUGCCUUCAUCGUUCCCUUCGAAUAAUCAUCAUCGAAGCACCUCGUAUCCCGUGUCAAAUACAACCCUUUACAAUGACUGGCCGUAUACAUCGGAUCAGUAUGGCUUGAGCCCUGCAACAUCAAGAAAUAGACAGAUAUCAGCAGCCGCUUCACUAUCAGCAAUCGAUCCACGCACUGCGGAAUACUUCACAGAAGGUAGGGAGUGUGUCAAUUGCGGCGCGAUUGACACCCCGCUGUGGAGAAGAGACGGCACUGGCCACUAUCUGUGCAACGCGUGCGGCCUCUACCACAAGAUGAACGGCAUGAAUCGGCCUCUUGUCAAGCAGCCUCGUAGAUUGUCUGCAUCCCGUCGUGCUGGACUUACCUGCACUAAUUGCCACACAAGUACAACCUCCUUGUGGAGGAGAAAUUCCUUAGGAGAGCCCGUUUGCAAUGCAUGUGGCCUUUACUUUAAGUUACAUUCCGUAAACAGGCCUCUAUCAAUGAAAAAGGAUAGCAUACAGACAAGGAAGAGAAAACCAAAGGGAAGUAAAGAAAGGAACUCUGAUGGUGGCACUCAAAUACGAAACAUUCAAAAUGCUGCGAUGACUGCUAUAAAAAUGGAGGAAGUAAAGCUAGAACAUACAAUAGACAACUACAACGAACUUAGAUCAGUGACUGGUCUAAAUCAUCUACCACAUGCUUCAACAACCAAUUAUGUGUUCAACAACCAGGCCCAUCAACGGCUUAGUCCUUACUCAUCACAGUCUCCUCAACUUACUACUGCUCAAUACUAUGACUCCAUUCUUCAACACUCCAGUCCAAGCCCUCCCUCUACCAAUUCAGAGAGUCCUUCGUCUCCCCAUAUUAUCAACAAUAAUAACAACACAAAAGUUAUUAUUAACGGAGAACAUGGUUUAGAUAGACCAACUGUCGUUUCUUUAUCCUCGUAACUUUUUUGUAUAUAAAUUUAUACAUAUCUUUACCUAUUUCUUUUUUGUACAUAAUUUUUGCAAUAAUAUAUUUUGC